CGCGUCACCGAGCGCAUCCUUGAGGAGUGCACAGGCACAGAAGAAAACAUCCUACAGCUCGGCCACCCAUUCAGCUGGAGGAACGGGCUGUAGUAAUACAUGGACAUUAAAUAGAAAUUUUCUUUUCUUUGCUUUUUAUUAUUUUUUCUUUUCGGAUCGCAGCCAAGUCACUGGAAUUUCAGAAUGGCUGAGAUGACGAAUGUUAAACCAACCUAUGAGGUGUCCCCAGUCCUUGCCGGGUUUCUUGGCGCAGGGGUCUUGGUCGUGUCUGUGACAGUGGCUGUUUUCCUGUGGACUUGCUGCCAGCGACGCUACCGUCAAAUGGCAGGCGCCUACAAGCUGACCAGCGGUCCCUACGACCCACCUGUUGACCCCCCCUACAAGUUCAUACACAUGCUUAAAGGCAUCAGCAUUUACCCCGAAACCCUCAACAACAGCAAAAAGAUUGUACGGGUGGGCAGUCGCUCAGGAUCAGGGUCCUUUAUGAGAGAAUGGGGUCAUGGGUCCAGAAAUGGUGAUGUUCUCCUUGUAGAUCCAGAUACCGAUGGUGGACUGCUGAAAGGUACUCCGCACCUACAGAUGAACCACCUGGUACCUCCUGUAGGACCUCCCAGACUGGAGAGAGCGCUGCCCAUCCGGGCGGACUACUGCUGUCUGGAGAGCAGUUCGGCAAGCAGUAGCGAAGCACCUAGUAAAACAGCAACGCCCUACAGUCUCAAUUCGCCCUCUCUGGGCACGCUCAGUCUGGCCAUUGACUACAACUUCCCCAAGAAAGCACUUGUUGUCACUAUUGUUGGAGUGCAGGGGCUCCAUGCAGUGGAUGAACAGGCGGGCAGCUCUGACCCGUACGUGAAGAUGACCAUCCUGCCUGAGAAGAAGCACCGGGUGAAGACACGUGUGUUGAGGAAGACCCUGGAGCCUGUUUUUGAUGAGACGUUCACUUUCUAUGGGAUUCCAUACAGCUCGCUGCCCGAGCUCACACUGCACUUCCUGGUGCUCAGCUUCGAUCGGUUCGCACGGGAUGAUGUCAUCGGGGAGGCGGUCGUGCCGCUGGUGGGCGUGGACCCCAGCACGGGCAAAGCGCACAUCACCCAGCAGAUCAGCAAGAGGAGCACACAGUGUGAAAGUCAUGGGGAGUUGCUGGUCUCUCUGUCCUACCAGCCCGUUACUCACAGGCUUAAUGUGGUGGUUCUUAAGGCCAAACACCUGCCAACUAUGGACAUCACUGGCUUGUCAGGCAACCCAUAUGUUAAAGUCAACGUCUUCUACGGCCGCAAGCGCAUUGCCAAGAAGAAGACCCAUGUGAAGAAAUGCACACUUAACCCUGUUUUCAAUGAAUCAUUUAUCUACGAUGUUCCCGCUGAGCUAAUGCCGGACAUCUCCGUGGAGUUUCUGGUCAUCGAUUUUGACCACACCACGAAGAAUGAGGUGGUGGGUCGUCUGGUUCUGGGUGGUCAAAGCCCCAUUCCAUCAGGCGUGACUCACUGGAGGGAAGUUUGUGACAACCCACGGAGGCAGAUUGCCAAGUGGCAUAACCUUUCAGAGUACUAGCAUCUGGUUAACACAAGGGGAAAGCAAAGUGUAUCAUACCACUUUCUUCCUUUCACCCCCUCUAAAGAAAGAAGCCCAUUUAACAAUUUCCUUUCCCUAUGAGACAAGUGUGUGUGUGGGUGAGUAUGCGUGUCAACAUUUCAAAGGACCAUGGGUCCUACUAAAAAUAGGAAAAAUGAAUAUUUGGAAAGUACUCUGAUGAACCAAUAGCAAGAAAAGACUAUGAUUGAUCAUAGCAAAAAUAGCAAAAAAUAACCACAUAAAUGGUUUAUGGCUCUGAUUAGAUUCUAUGGGAAUUGUACCUGUAUGAAAGUCAUACCAAAGUAUCCACAGAGCCUUUUCACCAGUAUACCGGCAUAUGAGAAUAUACAUACAAUAGGCUACUUAGCCACAUGCUGGAGAUAAUGAGGCACUUUUAUAUUUUAGAAAAUAGGAGGGAUGUAUGGCAAUGUUUAGAUAGAAUCUGAUGAAUAGUCUGAUGUAAAGCAGACAUCAUCAAGGAUUUCCUUGAGCAUGUUAGCUAAUAUGCUAAUAUUUGCCCCCAGAAGACAAAGUUAAAAUAAAAUAUGGCUAUUUUCCAUAUCCAGCUAAAAAGAUUUACAUUUUGUUUUUGUAGCGAUAGCUUAAUGAAUCUGAAAAUAAUAAUAAAAUAAAAUUCUGAGAUGUUAAAUCUCUAGAGGAAUUCAAACUUUAAAUGUAGGCGAAUGCUGCCUUCAAGUCUUCCUGGGAAGUUCGUACUUACAGUACAUGGUCAAAAGUAGUAAAUAUGACGUGAUGCACAUUCAAGUGAUCUAAGUCAGAAAGAAUGUACUUGUUUUGCAAUUUUUAAUAUUUCUUUCUCUCAUUUUCACUUGACAAAGACAAGAAGUUUUUUAGCACCAAUGCAACAAAACAAAAAGAAAAGCCGCACAUUGAUAAAUAAAUUAUGCUUUAUCUAUCUACAGUAUUUUAUCAUUCUCGUGUCAUCAUCACAUAUAAUGAUGGAAAAUGUAGUUUUGUUUUACACGCCUGUCACAUCGUAAACCAGAUAAUUGAGCCUUAUUUUCAGUCAAAUUGUUGUUGCUAUUCUUCAUUAAAGGGUUAGUUUGCCCAACAUUUUUAAUUCUCUCAUCAUUUCACAUUCACCCUCAUACCAUCCCAGAUGUGUAUGACUUUCUUUGUUCUUUAGAACACAAAUUAAGAUGUUUAGAAGAAUAUUUCAGCUCUGUAGGUCCAUAAAAUGAAUGGGUGCCAUAUUUUGAAGCUCCAAAAAGCACAUAUGGCCAUCAUAAAAGUAAUCUGCCCGACUCAACUGAAUUAAUUUAUGUCUUCUGAAGCAAAACACUAGAUGUGUGUGAGAAAUAGGUCAUGCUUGUGAAUGUUUUUUUUGUCAAGAUGUACACAAUGUAUCAUAGGACGUAACAUUCGUACUCUUCAAUUUCUUUUUCCAUUCUGAAAUUAAUUAGUGCCAAAUAUUUAUUUGAAAUUUGACAUGCAAAUAGUAUCAUGGAAAUACAAGAACAAAAUGUUGAGCUUUUUAGCCACUCCAACAUUUAACUUUGAAAUGUUAGCUGCUUCAAUACCAAGUUUAGCAGAAAGCCUAUCCAUUCUGAUCCUAGAAAUCAUCCUGAUUUAUUAUUAUUAAAUUAUAUUGCUGACAAAAUAUGCAGAUUCUGACCAAUUUGUGCACUUUUGUAGAGUACUGUAUUUAUUUUUAUGAUUUGUGUUCAACUGAAAGAAUAUAUUUAAAUGUAUAUCAAAAAACGUCAAAUCAAUAAUAGGACUAAUUACUAUAUCAAAUCAGGACUUUGGCAUUCGCCAUUAACCAUUAGUCAAAACUAACCAAAGUAGAGAUAAUAGACCAACGGUUUUGUGGUGUGUUAAUCUCACCUCCUGAGUAGGUACAGUGUUGUGACCAUGAUGAAGCAGCUCACACUUAGACGAGCCUAGAGUCUGUGUUCACAGACAGUCAGUGUGUAUCGAUGUGUUCCCAAUUACAUCAUCCUGUGCCCACAAUGCCCCUGAGGCAGAUUUACAUGCCAUAUUCCCAGUGUGAAUGAGUACUUAGCUGGUAAGGCAGAAAGUGGGAGAUGAGGAAAAAGGUAUUGACUGGCUCAUUAGAGGUAAUUCAUAUUUAAAAUGUGAAAUUAAUAUAGCAGUAAAUUAAGCCCCAGCUUUUCCCCAGUGAAAUCUGCAAUCAAGCUCAUUGUGAAUUAUGAAUACCUCAUAAUGAGAUAAAGCAUUGUAAUUUCCCUCACUUUAUUCCAUACACAACAAAAUGAAGACAUCAUUCCAAGUCAAGGCUUGCAGAAUUACAGUUAAGAUAAAAAAGGGAACUCUUACACGCUACUUACACACAUAUAUUUUAAGCCCUGCAUGCAUAUCGUAUCAAACUUCUGCUUCAAAACUGGUGUAUUUAUUACAGUUUUUAGUGGGGUUUUUUGACAGCAAAAGCCCCUAUUGUAAAAAAAACAAAAAACAAAACAAAAAGGCAACCCAAAUGAAUGCAACCUAAGUGAAAUGAUACGUGCCUGUUUUUCUUUGUUCACCCACAGCUCGUUGUGUUACUUGGAUCUUUUUGGAUCUUUUGGGCAUAAAUCGUUUGUUUUAUAUCAAUACUGUAGACUUAAAAAUAAAAGAAUAUAACCAAUUGUAAAUGAGUGUUUGUUCCAAUGCAAUGGUGGGCAGUAGCACUUUCUGCUCUUCUCGUAUCUGUUUUAUCUGGAAUGGAAAUGGAUUCUUUUUGUGUAAACCUCCUAUUUUGGAGAGCUCUAUCAUUCUUUUUCUCUCUGCCACUGGUCCAUAAAGAGAAAGUUCACCCAAAAGUUAAAACGAUGUCACCAUUUAUUCACCCUCAUUUCAAACCUGAGCGACUUUCAUUCCUUCUUAUGUGGAACGCAGAUUCCUGCCUAACAUCUCCUUUCAUGUUCCAUGUAAGUCAUACGGGUUUGGAACGACAUGAGGGUAAUGCAAUUAUGACAUCAUUUUAAUUUUGGGGUGAAAUAUCCCUUUAACAGUCCCUUUAAGUUGUUUGUUGUUGUGUGUUGUACAAAUAAAUUAAAAGAAGUCAAAAUGAAAGGAUAAGACUGAUUAUAAUAAAUAUAGUCGAUAUGGUUAAGAUGGAGUCAAAAUAGUGAUUUGGCUUAAAUUUAGUUGUCCCUAAAACCACUAUACCUAAAUGAUGAACAAAGCACCACAAUUGUAGCGUGAUUUCAUGUUGCUACCUUGCUUUUCAAUAUUUGGAAGUACAAGCAAGUUGUCUAUGUAAUGGAAGUACAGUGUAAUAACAUGUACUAAUAUAAUAGACAUCUUUCCAUUAUUACUGCUGAUUUCACUACAUGAUAUUCAGGGGCAUCUAAUAUAAAGUGUGAGCUGUAAUGCUUUUGAGGCCAAGUUAUCUGCAUACGGCUACCGUGUUUAUGCUAAAUACAGUAUGUUACACUAAUGCUGACUUAUGUUCAAUUUGUUAACACAAUGGACGUGCAAAUAAAAUAAAAAAUGUUACACUAGAUCAGAUGUUCCCCUCUUUU
Molecule: messenger RNA, 5060 nt
Organism: Xyrauchen texanus (razorback sucker)
Lineage: Eukaryota; Metazoa; Chordata; Actinopteri; Cypriniformes; Catostomidae
Gene: syt11a
Product: synaptotagmin XIa
Exons: 4
Coding region: 184-1551 (455 amino acids)
Biological process (GO): vesicle fusion; cellular response to calcium ion; regulation of calcium ion-dependent exocytosis
Cellular component (GO): membrane; axon; synapse
Molecular function (GO): calcium ion binding; SNARE binding; phosphatidylserine binding
Source: RefSeq, a predicted model, not a curated record